GGAGAGAGAGCCCUUUUUCUGCUUUUCGAGACAGCCCGACAGCCAGGGAAGCGUCCCUCAAGCCACAGAUCUGUUAUCCGUCCUCUCUUCCGGCAUCUCGCUUCAGCAGCACAUCUGCCUCGUCGCUGCUGUUUUCCCGCUUCUCUGGUGCGAAACACGCCUGGCCGUCGAUUUAGAUACCUGUGACGACGACAGCUCGUCCUCAUCCCUGCGCCCGAUUGCAUCUCCGUCCGCCCGACUCAUCGUUUUGCCGCGAGCGUGUGAUGCUGAUGCUGCGGUAGCCCGGCUGCUCAGGGGGAUCUUCAGUGCGCGCGCCACAACGUAAGAAGAACAGGGCUUGCAAUGGCAGAUCUUUUCUUCGUUUGUGGUGCGGUUGUGUGUGUCGUCGAUGGACUGUAUUCUGUGUGUGUUCUGUAUCGUCCAUGACAUCAUCAGUGUGUGGGGUCGGUGAGGCGCGUGGGCUGGGCGUCGGUUGGGUGUGGUGUGCGAUGGGCAAGAACAAGGCCCAUGCCGCCAAGGGCGCCAAGAAACCACACACAGACAGGUAGGUACCCACAUCUCUCACAACCCACACACGCACAAAACACAAGUAGGCUGCCUGUCGUCUGUCGGUCUGUUUGUCUGUGUGGGGUGCACGGUUGCAGGGCAGCAGCUGCCGCGGCGGCUGCGCCUUCUGCCUCUGCUUCCUCUCGUCCGGUAGACGGCGUGUGUGUGAGUGAGCCGCCCUACGCCACGCUCCAGUGGCCCCGAGAGCAGCUGUCGAUAGGCAGGGGGGAGGCAGGGGCGCUGGAAGGGAGGAGUAUUGGGGUGCGGAACCUCAGGGCGGUCUUCACUCCCACACUCAUCGACAGGGGACAUGGUGAGUCUGUGCGGUGUGUGUGUGUGGUGUAUGCGAUGGGGGCGGUGUGUGUAUGUGUGUGUGUGUGCAGAUGGGCCAGAGGGUGGUGGUGGUGGUGGUGUGUGUGGGGUUGGGAUGCAAGUCCAUCUACAGCCGCUGCAAGACGAUGGGCAGUACUGGUGAGGCAGCCAGCCAGCCAGCCAGCCAGAGGGGUAGAUAUGUGUGUGUGCUGCCCUUCGCACUCAGGUGCAGUGUGAACGUGCUCGUCCGCAUCACGCUCGUCAACCACAAAGACGACAACAGAUCCGUCACACAGGUACAUACCCGUAGGCACAGCACAGGAUAACACAGGACAGGACAGGACGGAUAAUACGGCCUUCCUUCUAAUGUGGUGCCGUAUGGCUGGCUGCGUGUGCAGGGUCGUGUGUUGACAACAGGCCAGGGGUGCCCGCCCUACACCUUCUGGCCCUUCAUCGGCCUCGACAGGCUGCAGACGCCCGACGAGGGAUUCGCAACCACACAAGGUACACAUUGGAUCCAUCCAUUCAUCAGGGAUUGUGUCUGUGUCUGUCUGUGCGUCUGAGUGAGUGCAGGCGUCGUGACGUUUCGCGUGUGUGUGGUGCCCCGGUUCCAGUGCGACAUAAUCGCGCAAUUGGACAAACCACAACCAUCGCAAGGUCAGUCAGAGGGGCCGACAGACAGACCUGACCCACCGAUGCAGGGUCCCAUUGGUUGCGGGUGUGUCUGGUCUGUGUGCAGGUGUGGAUCUGGUUGCGGGCGAUGGCUGCCAUUCGUCCAUUCUGCCCCGCAGCAUUGUCCCAAAACACAGACCCACACCACCACUGCUGCAGGUACCUACCUACUUGAGACAGACCCACCCGACGACAGAGUCUUUCGGUCCUCACCUCUGUGUGUAUGUGUGUGUGUGGGUGGGUCAGCCUCUGCUGUGCAUCCCCUCGGUGCGCUCCAUGUGUCUUGACCGGUGCAACGCACUCCGGGCACAUCAAGAUGGCUACACAGACCGUGAGAUAGAUACCUGUGGAGUGGACACACACCCCAUCCACACCACACACGAAACAAGGAGUCAUAUCCCUUGCUGUGCUGUAUUUCAUUUCUUUCACAAACUGGUCAGAUCCAAACCUGCUGUCGUCGCUGGUGUCGCUGUGUGAGCACUUCGCCGCCAUCGACAGGCUGCCAGAACCAUCUCCUCCUCCCCAACCUGCGCAGAGGGGCGAGCCUGCAGAGAUGGCGUGGCGGUGGCCGCCAGCUGAUGGGCGUGACGGUGCCGGGGGCAUCACUGCAUCCCAAGCACAUAUGCUGCAGAUGGACAUGGCUCUGCAGGUGAUUCAGUCACACGCACACACGCAUCAUGAUGUCGUCAUGCUAUCACAAUUGUGAGGUCGUUCGUGCUCUUGUCAGAAUGUCUUUGAGUCGUUUGUGCACAAGUGUUGCGAUGGCGAUCUGGCCAAGAUGACCGACCCGGCGGCUUAUGUCGACCGAUUCACCCCGUUCCUGCAACACGCACUCACACCGACGCCCCCAUCGCCAUCGCAGCAGCGGCAGCAGCAGGAGCAUCGACACCCACAGACGCCCGCAGACACCCACACCAACGGCUGCACGCCUCCUGUGACAGACAGGGACCAGGUGGCCAGCCAUGCAGCUGCAAACACGACAGCAGGCGGCACCGUCUGUGUCUGUGCGGUGUGGGGGCGAUCAAUCAGGAUGAUGCUGCUGCGGGUGCGAUCGAGAUGCCUCCGGAAGGCUCAAUGGCAGUUGACGGCGAGGGCAAUCUGCCCCCAACGAGCAGUCCACUGGAGGUAAGUGGGUGAGCAGGGUGAAGAUCAAAGAGGGAGAGAGGGAGAGGGGUGAGGGAGGGAGGGCGGCGUACGACAGCAUGGCCGAGAGGUAUGUGGGCUUGUGUGUGUCUGUCUGUGUGUGUGUGCAGUGUCGUGUGAUUCAUCGGGUCUCCUGUCGUGGGAUGAGGUGCAGCUACGCCUUUGCCACCACAUCCACCGCCAUCGACCUCGAUGUCACCAAACAAUACUCGUACGAUGGAUGGACGGAUGGAUGGAUGGACUAUAGGUGCCGCAACGUUCCCUGUUGUCCAGGUCUGUUCCUCAGCUGCUCCGCGAAUACUGCCGGCCACAAGAGAUCGAACGUACACACACACCCUUCCACCAUCAACACACCUUCACUACCCCUUGUUUGUCAGCUCUCCCUCCUCGUCUGUCUGUGCUUCCGGUGUGUCUGUCUGUCUGUGGCACCUACCCAGGUUACAACCUGAGCCUGCUUCGUCUCGGCGUCCAGCGUGUGGUGCGGCAGAGGUCCUUCGACCCAAACGCACAGAUCAUCUGCAUGCGAUUCACAUACACCAACGGCACCGCCACACCACCGCCACCACCAGCGGCCCCAGCCCCAGCACCGGUAUCGGCAUCGGCAUCAGCUCAGCCCGGCCCCAACCCCCCCAUUUUGCUGGUCCCCGACGGCAUGGACCUGUCGGCCAUCGAGCCACCACCACCUCCCACACCGCCACAUAGGCGCCGCAAACACGCAGACCAACACCAACCACACGAGCUACCAGCUGCUGCGGCAGCGGCAGCGGCACCAGCAGCUGACGUGGGGGCGGACGGCACCGACGGCCACACAGAGGGUCGCGUCUAUGACCUACACAGCCUGCUGGUGGCCGCUGAGGGGUUUGGGGGCGGUCGUGUGCUCAUGUCGGUGGUGCAUCACCGCUUCAGACGGGGAAACUGGCGCGUCUUCUACGAUGGGACGGUCAGUCUCGCCGCAGGGUGCCCUGCCCGACAACCACCCAGGAUGUGUGCGGUUUGGUGUGUGGUGUGGUGGAUGCGAUGCAGGUGUCGGAGAGGGGCAUGUGUGAGCAGCCUCUCUUCCACUCCAUCCCUGAUGUGGACCACUCGUCGUGGGUGUCAUGUCGGCCCGGCUUCACCAUCCUCCAGGCCAUCUACAUCAAGGCGGGCGUCUUCGCGGGGGAGGAAGGCGGCGGCGUGGUGUGUCCUAGCUAUGUCGAGAGCCCGCUGGACCUCACUGCCAGCCCACCAUAUGUCGGCCGGGAGGCACCAUUGCAGGCCAUCAAAACCAGAGAGGUCAGAGAGGGAGAGGUCACCCACACAAGCCACAAGCCACAAGCCAACAAGACGGCAUACGGCAUGGGUGUGAUGUCUUGUGAUGUGUUGUGUAGGUGAAGGUCGUGUCGUGUGAUGCGCUGCGUCGUCUCCGUGGCGGUUGGUGGCGGCUGACCUGUGACGCCAUGCAGCACGUCCCGCUGCCCACCGAGGCCGUCACCACCAUCACUGCUGACAGGUGAGGUGGGUCGGUGCAGUGCAGAGGCACUCUGGCUGGAUGGACGGAUGGAUGGCAGACCCCCUCAUGUCACGCGUGCGGGGUGGGGGUGGGUGUGUGGCUUGUGUGUUCAGGUCAUCGACAUUGCGUCAGAUCAGCGCCAAGUACAUCAAGAGGGACAAGGCAAGCAAGGACCAACACAUGGCGGCCAAUGACUCCACGGCCAGGUCUGUCUGUCUGUCUGUCUGUGUGGUGGCAUCAAUGCAGGCGCAGCAGCAGGACAGCGUCAGGAGGCCUGUGAGCACACACACACACAGUGCCCAUGGACACCCUUCGUGUGUGUGUGUGUGUGUGUGUUUGUUGUCAGCCUGACGUGUCUGAGUGGUAUCUCUUCCCGAGCGGCGGCAACAGCGCCGCCCUGAUGCUCCUCAACAUGAACGACAAACCUGUAGAGAUGGCCGCUGUCAUGGUCAGCCACAUGACCACACACAUACACACACACACACACACACAGAGAGAGAGGGGGGAGAUUUCAUGACGGUGUUGGUUUUGUUUGUGUCUGUGUUGCAGCGUCUGUUGGGCAAUGGGUGUGACGGUGUGUGGCUGCUGGCCGUGUCGCACUGCGACAGCCUCACCACGGUCAGCACAGUUGGCCAUGCCCCCAGACCGCCCCCCCCAACCACUGUGUGAGUCUGUCAGGCCCAGGCCGUCGAGCGUGAUUUGGUCAACGGCACCCUCUCGGAUGAGAAGCCAUUCACUCUCAUAGUCAAGGCAAGCCGGAGGGGGUGUUGGCGAACGAAUGCGUGUGUGUGUGCAUGUGUGUUGCUGACGUUCUGUGUGCAGUACUUCGACCCCGCCAAGCUCGUCAUGUUCUGCCUGGGCACCGUCGUAAGCAGCAGCAACACAGACACAGACAGACAGGCAGACACAGAUACUCAUGCAGCCGGCCUGCUGCCCUUUGCUGCCUUCCCACAGGCCCUUGGUGCCGACAUGCCUCUCGGACAUAUCGCGUAGGCCCCCACCCCACCACCCUCCCCCGCCCGCAAUGCCUCACACACACCUGCUCCCCCGCCUUGUCCUCUUGUGCGUGUGUGUGUGUGUGUGUGUGUGUGCGCAGGCGGUGGGUUGUGGAAACGUUGCGCGAGGCGCGGGAUGAUGCCAAUGCAAUCCCGUUGCCCGCCUUCCAAUGGCCGACGGAUGCCAAAACUCUGGUCGGUAGCCAUGAGGCAGGCACAUAGAUAGCCACACGCCGGCAGCCAGCCAUCUACCUACCUACACGCCAUGCUCUCUCUCUCUGUCUGAGUGUGUGUGUGCAGAUGUGUCAGUUGGAGCAUGUGUGGACGCCCUACCUGUCGAUAGCGAUGCGCCAUCCCGUGGGGAGGAUACUCAGCAACAAGACGGUAGGCAGGCAAGGAGUGAGCCCAGCCCACACUCCAUCAACAUCCAUCGUGCCCUCAUUGCAAUCGUUGCGAGACUCUCUCUUCGUGUCCGUCUCUCUGUGUGUCCGUCCGUCCGUCCGUCCGUCCUGUCCGUCAAGGUCUCUGUGGUUGUGUAUCAGCCGGUGCCCGAUGGCUACCAGGCCUGCCGGCUGUGCGGCAGAUACGAGGCCGGCAGCACUAUCAACACACACGAGGGGUCAGCCAGUCUGAAUGAGCCCCCCUCCCGACGCACACACACCCCUUAAAGCCACGGUGUCAUGUGUGGUCUCAGUCACUGUUCGUUGGAGUGUUUCCACCUGGCCUGUCUCGACAAGAUGCGGCCGCAACUCACCAAACUCAUCGACACGUCUGCAGCCACACAAGACAAGACACACAGCCAGACGCGCACACACACAGACAGACAGACAGCCUGCACUCGUGUGUGCCUGCCUACAGAGGUGCGUGCGAGCGCAGCGACGUCAAGCACGCCAACUUCCCUGGUAAGGACACAAACACACACACACACACAAACAACAUGUCCUCUCUCUCUGUGUGUGCAGGCUCCCUGCCCUGUUGGGUGACGGUGUCCGACCAGCCCCCACCGUGCAGCGAGGUCAACGGCGACUACAUGCUCCAGCCACAGCUGCUCGACCAACAUCCCGCAUGGAAGAAACCGCCCCAACGCUCUCUCUCACCCCCACACCCACCAGGGGCGGGCAAUAUGGGCUUGUCGGCAUUGCUGCGGAAGAACCCCCUGAUGCUGCGGUACGAUGGUGCGAUGGGGUAUUGGGAGGUGGUCAGCACCGCACCGGACGGCAAGACCUACUGCAUCGCACGAGCCACCAGCGGCUCACGGUCGGCAAGAGGACGGACUGCUGGACAGGGAGGGCAUCCUGAAUGGGCGGAUAAAUGUGUGUGUGUGUGCAGUGUCGUUGGAAUGGAUCCUUGUACGAUGGGUCUGCAGUGGUCGGUGUGGGACGGCGACAACGCCGCCUUCAGGGACAGCCCCACCAUGACGCUCACGCCCAAAGGCGAAGGUAUGGCCGCACGCCACCCAUCACACCACACACACCCUCCCACACACAUCUCACACACACCACACCACACCACACACACCCUUCCUCCAUGUGUGUGUUAGGGAGAUUUGGUUGCCAUGAGGCGCUGAUAGUGUGCGGCCGCGAGGGCAGCAACGCGGCCCUCAACGGCGACUACGAGCUGAUGCCACAGCGCUGGAACGGCCGGCCCGCCUACAGGAAGGCCACCAACACACACGGACAGAUGGCCUUCCUCUACUUCAGGCAACACACACAUACACACACACACACACAGAGAGGGAGAGACGGACGGAGAGAGACCGUCUUCCUUCUGUUGUCGCUUUGCUGUGUGUGUGGCGUGUGUCAGGUCAGAGGUGGGUUGCUGGCAGAUCUCACCUGUGCUGGGGUCGGCCCAGAAUACCGUUGCGUCGUGCGGUGGGUGCGGGACGGUCUGGUGCCCGUCGGAGUGUGUGGCGGUGUGGGAGGUGUGGGACCCGGACCGACAGACACGCACACUCGACAGGGGUAUUCUCAUCACACCCAGAACAGGUAGGUACCAGUGCAUCCCCAUCCCUCUCUGGGCGCCGCAGCCAACACCGCGAGCGACACACCUGUGUGUGUGUGUGUGUGUUCGUGUCGAUUCAUCGUCAGCUGACUGCAGUCGCGAUGGUGCGGGUGGGUCCGCCCCUGCCGUGGUGACCGUCUGGCGCCGCAAGGGAGAGGGAGUCGACACAGCCGACACCACAGACAUGACGGGCGACUACUUCCUCACCGACCGCACUCACAACGGCCGCCCGUGCUACAAGAAACACGGCCCCACCAUCCCGCCACCACCAGCAGCACCAGAAGCAGCAGGGGUGGAGGGUUGUGCAGAUGGCGAGGGUGUUGGGGUGGACAGGUGGCUGUAUUACGACGCCAGCCGCGGUUUCUGGCAGAUCGCGCCCGAGCUGGGAGACAAAGAGAUCCUGGCCGAGGGAGGCAGAGAAUGGUUGGUCUGCACCCGCUCACCACCUCAGGCACACACACAGAUGGUGUGUAUGGGCGUGUGUCAGGUCUGCACUGCAUCCGUGUGCGGAAACUCUGCGGUGGUGGGUGUGGGACGGCAGCAAAGAGGCCUUCGUGCAGGACCACCAGAUCGCCCUCACAGAAGGUGCCAUGCCCGCAUCCCAUCCCAUCCACCCUCUCGUCCCUCGUCGAUCUAUCUAACCAUAUAUAUUCCCUCUCUGUGAUGUGGGUGUGUCAAUCAGCGUCGGGUUUCCCCGCGGCUCUCGAGGUGUCGGGUCGUGUCGGCUUCAACAGCCACAUCAACGCCGCCUACACGCUCAUGCCAGAUCUGUUCGACGGCCGACCGGCAUACAAGUCCGCACCAUCGCACAACCGCCCAGAGCAUCCCCCACACCCGUCCCCCGCCACCCCUUCUCCCCCACGAGUCACUCCCGACUCGCCACCGAUGCCCAAGGGCCAGAAGCGACACCGGGCAGCGUCGAUGGGCGACGGCAAGGCGGCUGUGAGGGCGGUCAAGGGCAGCAGUGGCAGCAGCGGUAGGGUGAAGGGCACCAGCACCAGCAGCACUAGUGGCCCGUCGGUGUACCUCUUCUUCCGCGCGGCGACGGGGAGGUGGGAGCUGAGCGCUGAGCUGGGGUCGCCUCUCACACUGGCAGAGAGCACUGUCCAAUGGUCAGCCUGUCACUCAGUGAGAGGUUUCGGUGAAAGUGAUGUGUUGAUGGUACUGGCCGAUUGCUGACUGAUGUGUGAUGUGUGUGUCAGGUCGGCGUUCUCGCCGCACACGAUCUCUGGCGUGUGGUGUGUGUACGACGGGGACGCCUUCAGACCCGACGCCAACAUCGUCAUCAAGCCGCUUCCCAAGCGUACGCACAGACUCAACGCAACACAACACAACACAACACAAGCACAUCGAUCCUUGCUCUCCUUAUGCAGAGGAUGGUGAUGGCGGCUCCCCUCCCCUGUGCUAUCUCCGUGUGACCCACGGCGCCCCCCGUCUGGCGCCCGGCACCACCGCCACCUCAGGCCCCCCUCUGCCCACAUCACCCGCAUCGCACAUGCACCACCAGCCAUCACCACAUGCGUCACCAUCACCACUGUACAAGACCGAGGACCCUCACAGGGCAGCCGGAGAGUCGGCGCAUGCGGCCGACGGACAAGAGGCGCGUGAAGGGGAGCCGCCAAUGUUGGCUGCAGCAGCUGAUGGUGACGGUGAUGACGAGAUAAUUGACUUGCCCCCUGCAGCUGAUGCGUUGGCAGAGGAGGCCAAUCACAGGGAGGCGGCCACGCAUGACCUUGACGCAUCCGACUCGGCCUCGCCCCAUGACCAUGACGAGCACGACCAUGAGCAGGAGGACAACGUCCCGUCGCCUUCAGGCGAACAGCAGCCACAGGCGCAUGACGAUGACAAUGAAGACGAAGACGACGACGCUCACGACGACGAUGCAGCUGGUGCCGCCCAUCCGGCGAAAUCGCAGCUGCGCAACGCCAAGCGGAAGGAGAAGAAGCUCCGUCGUCAGCAGGAGAGGGAGGCGGCUUUGGCCAGGCAGAAGGUGCAGCAGGCUGCCGAGAAGGCCGAGCAGCGACGGCAGAGGAAGAUGGAGAGGCAGCAGAGAGAGAAGGAGAGAGAGGAGCAAGAGCGCAAAGAGAAGGAGGCGGCCGAGCAAAGAGAGAGGGAGAGGGAGGAGAGGGAGGCGGCGGCAAUGGUGCACAAGUCGGUCCUGUCGGCGGCCGUGAACGCCAAGAAGACCACCGCCAAGGCCGACAAGGACAAAGGCAAAGACAAGCGUGGCACGAAGGCUGACGCUGAGGCCAACCAGGCCCCACCCCCACACCCGCCGCCGCAGCAGCAGGAGCAGGAGACCAAGGCAACGGGCCCUGCCCCUAGCAGCAAGGCGGCAGCGGCUGGCCGUGUGAGCCCCAAGGGGCAGGAGCAGCCGGACAACAAAAACACACGAGCACAAAAGGUGGGAGGGACGCACUCAACUCGACAGGGGACGGGCAAUGGUGGAUGGAUGGAUGGAUGGACGCUCCUUUGGUGUGCUGUGUUUCAUGAAUCCUUUGUUUGUCCUUCCUCCGUCCGUCGUCAUGCAGCAGCGUGUGGGUCAUUCGAACAGCGCUAGCAGCGUGCAUCAGCGCUGGCUGCCCAAGGGGUCCCCUCAUCAGGAGGCCAUGUCGGCCGUGUCAUCGGGAGCGGCCACCCCCACACAGGCCGCACCUGCCACGGACAAGAGCAAGCGGGACAACGCAACAACCAUGACCAUCGAACGGUCCGUACACAUGCGCCCCUCCAUCACGUGCACCGUUGCACCUUGGUGUCUGUCUGUGUGUGUGUGUGUGCCAGCGCUGAGCGAGAGGUGUACUACGGCGCUGUGCAGCACCUCUCCAGCCACCAGUGAGCAGCCACCAACACACACACACACACACGCUCCCUAUCGUGCUGUCACGGCCACUGAGCUGUCCUCUGUCCGUGUGUUCCGGUGGGUGGGUGCAGUUCGGUUCCCCUCAGUGAGCUCGCCAUGAUCCUUCAAUCCAGUGCUCGUCCGGCGAUGGACCACCUGGUGCUUCAUGUGGGGCCGGAGUCCCUGGUGCAGCUGCUGCGGCGCUCUCCGGUGUUCAUCGUCAGCGACGGCAUGAUACAGACAAAUGUCGAAAGUGAGCUAAACGGCGAUAGAAUAUUAUGCUCUUAAUGGAUCCCUCCCUCCCUCCCUCCCUCCGUGUGUGUGUCAGUGGUUGGUUGGGACACGCUCAAGGGCCGGAUCAUCGCAGAGGCACACAUGGCGCUCGAACGAAACACGUAAACGACUUAUAUUCUACAAAUUGACCACGCAUGGCUUCAUUCUCUUUCUUUGGCUCCUCCUUCUGUGUGUGGUCUUUCCCUUUCACAUGUGCAGGUUUCUCGACGCACGCUCGCUGCUCGACAUCCUCUCGCAAGGUAGGGAGCCUCGCUACACCCACCCUCUCUGCCAGCGCAAUCAUCACCCUAGCUCCAUCUCUGUCUUGCCUGCCCUCUGCCCUCCUGUGUGCAGCAAUCCCCGGUGUGGAGCAGCUGCUGCAUCACCGCAGCCAGGCAGCCACGGCCGCCAACAUGCUCCACCCGCUUCAUCGGCCCGCCAGGAAUCGCAAGAGGGGCUCAUCGCACGCCCAUAGCCACCACACACACGUGACGGAGACCUUCAUCGCCCAUCUGUUAGGCCGCUCGGCUGCUCCCGGCGUGCAUGUGGCGAUGCGCCUGGACAGUGAGGGGCGGGAGGUGAUGCCGGUGAUGUCGCUGCGGCCCCUGAGGGGCGCGGGUCGGCAGUAUCUGCCCUUUGAGGUGUCGGAUGAGGUCAGAUUUGACGGCCGGCCUGACCCUUCGUCGUGUGAGCCGGGGAGGGGCAAGAAGAAGCGGCACAGCGAUGGCGAUACCCCACACAACGACAUCGCACACGAGGCCAAUGGGUGAGAAACAAAGGGAUGGGCGGGGCGGACACACCACGAUUGAUAAACACAUAAUGCCUGUCGUCUCUUUCUCUCAGGUCUGGUGUUGCGAAUGGCCACAAUGGACUGCCCGUCAUCCUUCCCCGGCACAACAACGAGCCCUCCCUCACCCCACCAGCCGAGCCCAGCACCACAUUGGCAGCCCCUCCUCUCAACAGGUUCUUCAUGCCGACUCCCCGGCCCCCACAGCCGCCCCCUCCUCGAUCCGCCAUCCUCCCCGCUGCCGCCAGCGAAAGAGCCACAGACGGACUGCAGGGCCGCCACGUGUACCAUGUUCCUGUGAGCGGCAUGCACAUGGUACACGUGGCGGCCCUGGGUGGCGUCACGAGUGAGAUCGACAUGGGCCGGGCCAUGUAUGUGGAGCAGCUGGAGCAGCAGAUGAUUGAGAGCUCGCGGGCCGCGCACAGCGCGACACCUGACGCAUCGCCACAAGCCGCGCCAGCCCAGCAGCAGCAGCAGCAGCAGCCACAGGCGCCCCCUUUCUUGCAGCAGCAGGUCGAGCUCCGGCUGCCCAUUUCAGCUGCCCAUCACCGUGAGGAAGGUCUCCUUCCCUCACCAAGUGGCGGUGUGAGAGGAGCGAUGGAGGUGAACGAUCUGAGGGAGCUGCCGGGCAGCAUCGCCAACAUGGCGGCCAUGUCGAUCAUCAGGAACGCCGCGACCAACACCCCUGAGGCGCAACACAUCCGGCCACCGCUGCCACAUGCCGGUGGCCCCACCCCUGCAUCAACCCCGACGCCCUCUUACUCGACCAAUGCUCGCAUGGUCGGGAUGCCCUCCCCCGCCGCCCGCCCCCCUCCGCCACCACCGCC
Molecule: messenger RNA, 11884 nt
Organism: Vitrella brassicaformis
Lineage: Eukaryota; Vitrellaceae
Source: the annotation of a GenBank genome assembly